AUGACAUUCAAGUCUUACCAAGUUGUUGAAGAAUUGGAAGAGGAAGAAGAAGAAACAAUGAAUAGUGAAGAUUUAUUCUCAUUCAGUGAAGAAAAUGAUGAUAAUAACGAUAAUGAUGAUAAUAACGAUAAUGAUAAUAAUAACGAUAAUGAUAAUGAUAGUGAUAUUGAUGACAGUGAAGAUAUCACAAUCGGUGACUAUGUUAUUGGUCAAGAUAAUGUUUCUCAAGGAUGUAAGAAUAAGAAGUCGAUUCUCGAUAAAGAACGUAUUCGUGAUAUUAUCAAGAACAGGAAGAAGCACAACAAGUCAACAUUCAUUCGUGGAAUCAGCAAGAAGAGGAACGGCAAGAAGUCUUUCCCAAGAUGGUAA
This is a messenger RNA of Trichomonas vaginalis G3, 369 nucleotides long. RefSeq lists its product as uncharacterized. Lineage: Eukaryota; Parabasalia; Trichomonadida; Trichomonadidae. The transcript has a single exon. The coding region runs from base 1 to 369 and encodes 122 amino acids. The record is from RefSeq and is a predicted model, not a curated record.